Messenger RNA from Cuscuta epithymum, 2131 nucleotides. The record is from the annotation of a GenBank genome assembly. NCBI's taxonomy places the organism in Eukaryota, Viridiplantae, Streptophyta, Magnoliopsida, Solanales, Convolvulaceae.
GGGAGAGUUAAAAAAUGAAGUGUUAAUAACGGAAGUGUUUUAUGUGAAAUUGACAAAAAUGUCCUAGUCUGAAUCCUAGAAAUCUUUAAAGCAAUAUGAUUAAAAUCGAAGCAGGAAGUUUCAGCUACUAUGGGUGUUUCGUUCGUCCUUGAAGGAGGUAAAGUAGUUCAGAAUUUAAAUACUCCGUACAUGCUUUUCUUGGCAGAAUGGCAGUUACGAUGCUUGCAGCGAAUCCCCAUUUGGUUCUUCUCCUAUCUUCUUAUUUAGGCCUCCAAUGAGUUUUGUUGCAAUCCCCUCUAAUGCUUGAAAACGGAUGCUGCUUCUUGGCAUCAUCAACGAAUGUGAAGUACGCUUCUUGAACCACAUCAGUCACAGCUGCUUUGACAAAGCUUUGAGCAAUCCAGUUGAGUCGGAGGAAGAAAAUCUCAGUGGGUGAGAUUGUGAAAAUAGGAAGACGAGCUUCAAUGGGCUCUUUCAUGUGAUGAGGUGUACAAAAUAAUUGCCGACAUCGUGAAGCAUACUUUCUGAAACUGAAAAGCCAGUUGAACUGGCUGACUCAGCAAAUUAAGGCUCAUCGUGGGGGAAACAGGCGGGUUUCAAGAUGUGCGGGAAAAAAUGGCGCAACCACUAUCGAAAAAUAGCGCCAAUCUAUCUCCAUUAUUCUAUAUAUCUCCAUAUAUAUACAAGUCACCGCCUCAGCCAUAACCAUAAUUCUUGCCGGUCCAUAUUCUUGAAUCGGGAAUUCAUAGCCUCUUAUUCUAUUUUGAAAGGACACUCUUCCAGCUCUCCACCCCUCUCCAAUUUGGUACUGUCGACCUUCACAAACGAGAAAGGAUUAGGCUACAUAUACAUGGAUUCACAGGACCGUGCUAACCUUCCAUUUACUAGCGAGAAUCAAUCUACCAAUUAUGGAAUUCCAUCCCAGAAUUUGAACCAAUUUAACCCAAUGAACAACCCGAUGAUGCAGCCUAUGUAUCACUUUGAUCCAACUAUUGGAGCAUAUGCUGUCCACAUUGAUCAACAUAAUCGACCUACAUUUCCCUUGCAACACAUGUUGAAUACCCCUAUGGGCACUCAGAACUUUGAGACAGUAAAUGCAUUAAACAAGAGAGCUAAAGACAUUCAAGAUCCAAAUCUCUCUCAAAAUGCAACGUCUAAGAAAGACUGGACUACAGAAGAGGAGGUUGCUUUAACCGAAGCUUGGUUAUAUAUAUCCACGGAUGCUGAUGUGGGAACUAAUCAAAAAAGUUCAGCUAUGUGGAAUCGUAUAUUAGAAGUCUGGAAGGAGAAAAUGGGGCCCGAGCACAAGAAAUCUAGGACUAAUAAUAGCAUACAAUGCCAUUGGCACCAAAUACGAAAUGCAGUAGCCAAAUUUGUUGGGAAAUAUGAACAACUCGAAAGACAUCCAAAAAGUGGAACAAAUUCGGAAGACUUGUUGAGGCAGGCGUUGGAGUUAUACAAGGAUUUCUAUGGGAGUCAUUUCAAAUUUCUUCACUGUUGGACAAUCUUGGUCAAGGAUUCAAAAUGGUGCUCAACAAAUCUUACGAAGACGAGGGUACAGCCUAAAGGUAAGUCUGACAAAAAUUAUUCACCACCGGUAGGUGACUCUGAAACUAAUAUCCCUGAAGAUCAAGUUCCCCCUGAUGGCAUUAACGCCGAAGGUAUUGUGCGCCCACAAGGAAGAAAAGCUUGUAAAGAAAAAAAGCGAAAGCUAAAUGAAGAAAAGGGUGUUGUUGAUGCAUUGAAUAAGCUACAAUGUACUCUGGAUAAACAAAUUAGUUUCAAUAUGACAAGCUUGGAGUGGAGAAAAGAGAAUGAUGAGAAAGAAUUUCAGCUGAAAGAGCAAGUGAUGAAAAAAGAAAUUGAACUAAAGGAGAAUGCUCAAAAGUUGAGGAAAAAGGAAAGAGCUCAGAAUUACAUUAUGAAUCAAGAUCUAAGCAAGUUAUCACACCCAGUGCGAACUUCCUUUGAAAACAUGCAGGCUGAGAUUUCAAAAGAAUGGGAGAGAGAUGCCCUUUCUUAAAUUUGUGUAUCAAGUGAUACAGUCUUUAGUUUGCUUUCACUAGAUUCUCACCCGUGCGAUGCACGGAUGGAAAUUUAUCAAUGUGUAAUUAAGAACUCUAUUAUAAAA